Messenger RNA from Lacerta agilis (Sand lizard), 3538 nucleotides. RefSeq names its product potassium voltage-gated channel subfamily C member 1 (gene KCNC1). Bases 184 to 2013 code for a protein of 609 amino acids. The record is from RefSeq and is a predicted model, not a curated record. Gene Ontology annotation, cellular component: dendrite membrane; neuronal cell body membrane; axon. Gene Ontology annotation, biological process: potassium ion transmembrane transport; protein homooligomerization. The transcript has 4 exons. Gene Ontology annotation, molecular function: protein binding; delayed rectifier potassium channel activity. NCBI's taxonomy places the organism in Eukaryota, Metazoa, Chordata, Lepidosauria, Squamata, Lacertidae.
UGCCUCUGUGGGGGUGAAGGGUAUAAGAGGCCAAGACCAGUGGAUGCCCUUGAUAGGGGCACCUCUUCCCCACAUAGGAAAGGUAUCAAGUUAUUGAUUGCAGAUGAGCAGGCGCCCCCUUAUGUGCUUGUUGUGUGUUGUGCUUGUUUGGAUGAGUCCACGACAUGCCUAAUAAGAGACGAGAUGGGCCAGGGCGAUGAGAGCGAUCGCAUUGUGAUCAAUGUGGGAGGGACUAGGCAUCAGACUUACCGCAGCACCUUACGCACCUUGCCCGGCACUCGAUUGGCCUGGAUUGCGGAGCCGGAUGCCCACAGUCACUUUGACUAUGACCCCCGCACAGAUGAGUUCUUCUUUGACCGGCACCCAGGUGUCUUUGCCCAUAUCCUGAACUACUACCGCACAGGUAAGCUGCACUGCCCAGCAGAUGUUUGUGGACCUCUAUAUGAGGAGGAGCUGGCCUUCUGGGGCAUCGAUGAAACCGAUGUGGAGCCCUGUUGUUGGAUGACCUACAGGCAGCACCGUGAUGCCGAAGAGGCCCUUGACAGUUUUGGUGGGGCACCUCUGGAUAAUAGUGCUGAUGAUGGAGAUGCAGAUGGCACUGGAGACUCAGGUGAUGGUGAGGAGGAGCUGGAGAUGACUAAACGCCUGGCACUCAGUGAUUCUCCAGAUGGAAGGCCUGGGGGCUUUUGGAAGAGGUGGCAGCCCCGUAUCUGGGCACUAUUUGAGGAUCCCUAUUCCUCCAGAUAUGCAAGGUAUAUCGCAUUUGCCUCCCUCUUCUUCAUUCUGGUUUCCAUCACUACCUUUUGCCUCGAGACCCACGAGAGAUUUAAUCCCAUCGUUAACAAGACAGAGACGGAAAUUGUUGGAAAUGAUACCCACGUGCGCAUCUAUCGGGAGGCGGAGACAGAGGCCUUCCUAACCUACAUUGAAGGGGUCUGCGUCGUUUGGUUUACUUUUGAGUUCCUAAUGAGGGUCAUUUUCUGCCCGAACAAGAUGGAAUUUAUCAAAAACACCUUGAACAUCAUUGACUUUGUGGCCAUUCUGCCUUUCUACUUGGAGGUUGGACUCAGUGGCCUGUCUUCCAAAGCUGCCAAGGACGUCUUGGGCUUCCUGAGGGUCGUCCGAUUUGUACGAAUCCUGCGAAUUUUCAAGCUGACCCGCCACUUUGUAGGGCUGCGGGUCUUGGGUCAUACCCUCCGUGCCAGCACAAACGAAUUCUUGCUGCUCAUCAUCUUCUUGGCAUUGGGCGUCUUAAUCUUUGCCACAAUGAUCUACUACGCUGAGAGAAUAGGUGCUAAACCCAAUGAUCCUAGUGCCAGCGAACACACACACUUUAAAAAUAUCCCCAUUGGCUUCUGGUGGGCUGUUGUCACCAUGACUACCCUGGGCUACGGAGACAUGUAUCCUCAGACUUGGUCAGGCAUGCUGGUGGGGGCCCUCUGUGCUCUUGCAGGUGUGCUGACCAUUGCCAUGCCUGUACCCGUCAUUGUGAACAAUUUCGGAAUGUAUUACUCCUUAGCUAUGGCUAAGCAGAAGCUACCAAAGAAAAAAAAGAAGCAUAUCCCACGGCCGCCCCAGCUGGGAUCCCCCAAUUAUUGUAAAUCUGUCAUAAACUCUCCACACCACAGUACUCAGAGCGACACAUGCCCACUCGCCCAAGAAGAAAUGUUAGAAAUUAACAGAGCAGAUUCGAAACUGAAUGGGGAGGUGGCCAAGGCGGCGCUGGCAAAUGAAGACUGCCCCCACAUAGACCAGGCUAUGUCACCCGAGGAAGGCCUGCCCUUUACCCGUUCUGGCACUCGGGAGAGAUAUGGACCUUGCUUCCUCUUAUCAACCGGGGAAUAUCCCUGCCCGCCUGAUGGAGGAAUAAGAAAGGGUUAUGAAAUGUCACGGAGUCUUAACAGCAUAGCUGGCAUAAGUGGAAAAGCGGUAGGAUUAUCCUCAAAGCCUGCACCCUACAAUUCUCCUAGCCCAACGAGACAUUCUUGGUCUCCCAUUCCAUCCAUUUUGUAGCAUGGAUCAGUAGCAGAGAAUGGUCUAAAUCAUAAUACUAAAAAAAAGAAAGAAAAAAGAAAGAAAAAGAAAUGCUAUUCUUUCCAAUUGACCUAUGUGCUGUCACAAUAUAAUGCAAAUGGUGAUGAUGAUUGAAGCGGUCUGUCUCUCGGUAGCAUCUCAUGGGGACGGUGUUACUACUGGUUUUAGUAACGCUUACACUGACAACAUCCUUGAUCGGUAGUGCUGAGAUGACACUAGGUGGGCAUUAGUAGCUUUGGCGGGCCAUAACACUGCAUGAUAUUGGAACAUAAGACAACAAGGUGGAUGCAUCAUGUAGUUUCCUCUAUCUAAGGUUGCAUCAGGCUGGUAUGUGCUUUUUCUUGGCUAAUGGUGGAUCCACUGGCUCUUAUGGAAUGGGUUAGGCAUUCAGGCCAAUGCUGAAACUUGCCAACGAUUGAAGAUUUUGCUUUACUCAGGAUAUUUUUGAGCCAUAGGAACCCUGCAGGAGUUUGAGCAAAACACACGCAGUAGGAUGAAACUUUGCAUGGGCGCCUAUUCUAUGUUGAAAGCAAUAAGAUACACUGUAGAGAGGUCUCUAGCUGGCUGGCUGGCUGCAUGGGAAAAAGUACUGGCGGAGAAGAAAACUGGCUGCCUCUGCAUGUAGCUCUUUCCACCUUAGUCCUCCUUCCUUUAAAACACCCAGCUUGAUUUGAAAAGCGCAGGAGAGAAGCUCAAGUAUUGAUUAUAUUCUUUACAUGCAGAUCUUUGCAAAGAAAGUCCUGUCAUUGCUAAAUAUAUGCCAACAGAGGCAGUCAAAGUGACUUGACAUGGAGAGAACGAGAUGGACAAUGAUGGCUUAUAAACGUCUGGGUGGAACUGUGCAGGCAUAGAAGACCUCCUCAUUUGGACAAAUGUAAUCUCACUCCAUGCAAGUUUGCAGGAUGAUUCUAUGUGGUUUCACAGAUAUAAGUAGAUUUGCAGGCUUUUUCUAUGGCCAAAAUGUAACAAAUGAUAGAUAUUUUUUUUCUUGUUCCAUAGCAUGAAUUGCAUGAAAAAAAACCUGCAAUUGUAUGAGUAACUUUAAAGGAGGGGUGGGAGGCAAAGUGAUCUAUUUUCUUUCAAAGCUCUUUACUUUUACAUACAUUGUUGUAGCCAAACUGUAAAAUGUUCUAAAACCGUACAUUCCUUUGCUAUGGAUUGCUUCUUUUUGUAUACAAGAUAAAAAGAGUUAAUGGUUUUAAAAGUGGAAUCAGGCGGUCAUAUUGACCAAGCCUUCAUAAAUACAUCACAUUAACAUGAAAAAAAACAAGAACUUUUCAUUCAACUAGAAUUGUGUAAACUGUACAAACAACUUUCUGUUCCUGUCUGUUUUUUGUUGGCAUGCUUGUGAAACAUGGGACCAACUCUUGGACCUGAUGGUAACAGCUGGUCUAGACUUAUUUUCCAGCUCCGGUUAUGUUGUAUUUUAUUGGUGUAUAGAUCCAAUGUGAAGACCCAUCAUGGCAAAUUGUUCACAUUACGUAAUCAGUGAUGAAUUUAACAA